Messenger RNA from Lycium ferocissimum, 1290 nucleotides. RefSeq lists its product as uncharacterized. NCBI's taxonomy places the organism in Eukaryota, Viridiplantae, Streptophyta, Magnoliopsida, Solanales, Solanaceae. The record is from RefSeq and is a predicted model, not a curated record. The transcript has 5 exons. Gene Ontology annotation, biological process: post-translational protein targeting to membrane, translocation. Gene Ontology annotation, cellular component: endoplasmic reticulum membrane; endoplasmic reticulum. The coding region runs from base 186 to 896 and encodes 236 amino acids.
AGUCAGCCUUUUCAGGAAUAUUAUAACCAAUAGCUUCCUUCAGUUUUCUAUGCUAGUAGUAGUUGGAAAAAUGUCACCAAAAGCUCAUUUUGCAGGCCCCAACAAACUUGAUAAUCUAUACAUAUUCAAGAAACCAGAGAAAAACCACAGCGUUGACAGAAAAAAAUACACACACACACACAGAGAUGAAGAAACAAGGUGGAACAGAGAAGAAGAAUAAGGAGCAAGCUGCGAAAAAGGAUGCCUUCCAUCUAUUUGCUGAGAAAGUUAGAGAUCAUAAGGACUUUGUGUCUCGUUGGGCUGUCCUACAGGAAAUACAAGUAGAGUACUUCAGAGGAAAAGAUUUUGUUAGUUUUAUGAGAAAUCAUUCAGAACUGAAAGACAUAAUCGAGUCGGACAGAAGUUUGGAACCUGAAGAAAUUGCCAACAUUUUGCUUAAGAAGACCCUUAUAGUCCAGUGUGAUCGUGUGGUAAAAACUGUGCAGCCUGGCAAGAAGAAAUUGUCUACUUUUCCAGCACAUUUAGAUAUUUACAAUUAUCAAGUAUUUUCUGAUAACGACGCCUUUUUCGUGUGGGCAUUUGUCAAAAGAAGGCCCCUGUGGCAAACAGUUCUCCCAUUCUUCUGGUCAUUUUUUAUAUUAGCAGUCUGCUUCUUUCCUGCGUAUCCCAAUCAGGUCAAACAGCUUAUACUCUGCCCAGUCGCUGGUGUCCUCCUCCUUAUACUGUUUAUAGCCAUGGUCUUUGGUGCUCUUUGGAUUCUUCUUGGAAGUCGUGUCUGGUUUUUCCCCAACAUUCUUGCUGAGGAGGCAACAAUCAAAGAACUGUUCCAGUUUUGGCCUCAGAAAGAUGAGGCCGAGCGACCUAAGUGGACGCAAGGCUCUGCUAUGCAAUUGUAGGUUUCGUUGUUAUUUCACUCCUGAGGCAUCAUGCUCUUGAAUCCUGAUGAGGCUGCAACAGGCAGGAAUGGGUUAUUUCCUGAUCAAAUUUUGGACAACCUUCACCUGAUUAGCUAUAGCUUAUGGGAUUGAGAAGCCCGAGGUCCAUGUUUUCUAACAGUUAACUUUGAUCCGAGGAGUCAUAUCGUGAUCUUAACCAAACAAGAAUUUAUGACUAGGAAAAUCAAUGAAGGACAACGAAAAAGACUAUAACAUCAACUUAUCUAUCUUGACGAUUUUAUACACCAAUAUAUAGACAGCUAAAUUUGCAAAUGGCGAAGAACUUAUUUUUGUAAUUUUAGAAUCUAUCUGGUCAACCAGGCAUUUCUGAUGGAAUCAAUUGUUUAUUGUGUCA